Diaporthe citri is the source of this 663-nucleotide messenger RNA. RefSeq lists its product as uncharacterized. The coding region runs from base 1 to 663 and encodes 220 amino acids. The transcript has a single exon. Lineage: Eukaryota; Fungi; Ascomycota; Sordariomycetes; Diaporthales; Diaporthaceae. Gene Ontology annotation, biological process: response to salt stress; response to heat; response to hydrogen peroxide. The record is from RefSeq and is a predicted model, not a curated record.
AUGUCUUUCUUCCCUCGAUCCUACUUCGCUCCUGAAUCCUCCUUCACCCCUCUCUUCCGUCUCCUGGACGACUAUGACAACUACUCCCGGGAAGUCUCCACCCAGCAAGGACAACAGGGGCAGAGGCAGACCGGUCGCCGGGCUGCCACUCUCCCGGCCUUCACCCCUAAGUUUGAUGUCAAGGAGCUAGAGGGCAGCUACGAGUUGCACGGCGAACUCCCCGGGAUUGAGAAGAACAACAUCAACAUUGAGUUCACCGAUGACUCAACAAUUGUCAUCUCAGGCAAAGUUGAGCGCCACUACACCUCCGGCACCCCACCCAACGAGGAUGGCAGUGUCCAGAUGAGCGGCGCCAUCACCGAGGGCGGCGAGAAGGAGCACAGUAACUCCCACAAGGCCACCGUCGAGGACGAGGAGGCCGAGACGGCCAAGCUGCAGGGCACCUCCACAGAAGUCACCAAGGCCAACAAGCAGCAGGAGGUGUCCAAGCCCGCCGAGAGGAUCUGGGUCUCGGAGCGGUCCAUCGGCACCUUCCACCGGACCUUCAGCUUCCCCAGCCGCAUCGAUCAGGAGCAGGUCACUGCCAACCUCAACAACGGUGUUCUGAGCAUCACCGUGCCCAAGGUCAAGAAGCAGGAGGGCCGUCGCAUUGCCAUCCAGUAA